Messenger RNA from Electrophorus electricus (electric eel), 3265 nucleotides. RefSeq names its product cut-like homeobox 1b (gene cux1b). The record is from RefSeq and is a predicted model, not a curated record. NCBI's taxonomy places the organism in Eukaryota, Metazoa, Chordata, Actinopteri, Gymnotiformes, Gymnotidae. Gene Ontology annotation, cellular component: Golgi membrane; nucleus. Gene Ontology annotation, molecular function: DNA-binding transcription factor activity, RNA polymerase II-specific; RNA polymerase II transcription regulatory region sequence-specific DNA binding. Gene Ontology annotation, biological process: regulation of transcription by RNA polymerase II; intra-Golgi vesicle-mediated transport.
CUCUAUCAGCCUCUCACUCCGUCUCAAUAUGUCUCAAGAUGGCGGCCAAUGCGGGAUCGAUGUUUCAAUAUUGGAAGCGCUUUGAUUUACAGCAGCUGCAGAGAGAACUGGACGCCACUGCUACACUACUGGCUAACAGACAGGAUGAAAGCGAGCAGUCCAGGAAAAAACUCAUCGACCAGAGCCGCGAAUUCAAGAAGAACACACCAGAGGAUCUUCGCAAGCAGGUAGCUCCACUGCUCAAGAGUUUUCAGGCCGAGAUUGAUGCAUUGAGUAAAAGAAGCAAAGAAGCAGAGGCUGCCUUCUUGAAUGUCUAUAAGAAACUGAUUGAUGUCCCAGAUCCGGUCCCUGUGCUGGAACUUGGGCAGCAGUUACAGCUGAAGGUUCAGCGAAUGCACGACAUCGAGACAGAAAACCAGAAACUCCGUGAGACCCUGGAGGACUACAACAAGGAGUUUGCUGAGGUCAAGAAUCAGGAGGUCACAAUUAAAGCGCUUAAGGAGAAGAUUCGGGAGUAUGAACAGACCCUGAAGAACCAGGCAGAGAGCCUGGCCCAGGAGAAAGAGCAGCGCCUCCAUAACGACUAUGCAGAGAAAGAGAGGAAGUUGCAGGAGUCGCAGGAGUCCAUGGCCUGCAGGCUGAAGGAGGCGGAGCAAAAGGCCCAGAGCCUGCAGACAGCACUCGAAACGACACAGGCAGAGCUGUUCGACCUGAAGACCAAGUAUGACGAGGAGUCCACAGCAAAGGUGGAUGAGAUCGAGAUGGUUAUGACUGACCUUGAGCGAGCCAAUCAGAGAGCAGAGGGUGCCGAGCGAGAAGCAGAAGCCCUGAGGGAGCAGCUCACGGCGGCCAACAAGUCCCUGCAGCUGGCCACGCAGAUCGAGAAAGCUCCAGAGGUGGAGCAGGCGGUGGAGGUGGUGUCGCGCUCCAGCCUGGAGGCGGAGCUGAGUGCUAAGGAGAGGGAGAUGGUGCAGCUGGUGGAGGACGUGCAAAGACUGCAGGCCAGUCUGGCCAAACUCCGGGAAAACUCCUCCACUCAGAUCAGCCAGCUUGAGCAGCAGCUCAGUGCAAAGAGCGCCACCCUCAAGCAACUGGAAGAGAAGCUGCAGGAGCAGGCGGACUACGAGGAGGUGAAGAAAGAACUGAGUAUCCUUAAGUCCAUGGAGUUUGGGCCGUCGGACAGCGCCUCUAUGCAGGACUCGUCCAAGCCACUGGAGGUCUUGCUGCUGGAGAAGAACCGUGGUCUCCAGUCGGAGAACGCCUCCCUGCGUAUCGCCAACGCAGAGCUGGGUGGACGUUACACAGCGCUCCAGGUGGAGUUCACGGCUGCGGUGAAGACCAGUGCUGAGCAGAAGGACCUCAUCUUGAAGUUGGAGCAGGAUCUGAGCACAAUCCAGACCAUGUCCUCCCUGCCACGCCCUGACACUGAGGGGGCAGACCUGAGUGGUAUGGACGGAAUCCCAGAACCUAUCAAGGAGGCCACAGCUCUGUUCUCAGGUAUGGGCGGCUCCUCCCAAGCUGAGCUACCUCAGGGUCAGAUGGACUCUCUGCUCUCCAUCAUCUCCAGUCAGAGAGAGAGAUUCCGAGCUCGCAACCAGGAGCUGGAGGCUGAGUCUCGUUCCCUGCAGCAAACCCUCCAGGCGUUGCAGAGUGAGCUGGACAGCCUGCGUGCUGACAACAUCAAGCUGUAUGAGAAGAUCAAGUUCCUGCAGAUCUACCCGACCAGAGCUGCAGGGACUGAUGACACAGUCAUGCGCUACUCCUCCCAGUAUGAAGAGAGGCUGGACCCAUUUGCCUCCUUCAGUAGGAAGGAGCGCCAGAGACGAUACCUGAGCCUCAGCCCUUGGGACAAAGCCACCCUGAGCCUGGGUCGUGUCAUCUUGUCCAAUAAAAUGGCCAGAACUGUUGCUUUUUUCUACAUUCUCUUCCUGCAUUGUUUAGUCUUUCUGGUACUCUAUAAAACAGCCUGGAGUGAAAGCAUUGGCCGAGAUUGUGCUGCAUUCUGUGCUAAGAAGUACUCGGAUCAUCUGCACCGUUUCCAUGAGAACGGGGACAACCCAGAUAUGUGGCAGUGAUGUCUCACACAGGACAAAUGAUGCUGUGUUCAGAGCCGCCUCAAACUCUCAGCUUUCUAGUUACCAGGUUCUAACAUUGUUUUCAGUGGGUGCUUCUACAAAAUUAGAAAUGCUCUUUAAAUUUAAGGCUACCUUGUCCUACGUGGUUUCUCAGUAUAUCCUUUUGCUAUAACGAUAUGUCUAGUAACUAGGGGCAGAACUAAGUUUAAAAAGCCCUGAAAAAAAAUUAAGGAAAUUACAUGGCACAAUUACACAUUAAAAUCAGUCAAUUUGAAAUGUAUUUGUAACUUCCAUCUGAGAAGACGCAUCAGUAAAACUUGUGUUUUCAGUAGCUCUUAAACCAGAGCAUGCACACAUCGUUAGGACAGCGGCCUAGUAUCCCGCUUCAGAUGUCUGCAUUAGCUGCAUGUAGCCACGAGAGGGCGUGAGUUUUGUUUGCGCUUAGUUUCCUUUCACGUUAGACUCCCGUAACUCUUGAUUCCACACGAAUCUGACAUCUAAUGAACUCGGAGAUACAUUUUGAGAAUGAUUGCUGUGUUGAUUCAAAAAUAUCAUUCCAGAUAACAGUACCAAACCUAUAAUACUUUAAUAUGGUGAUUGUGGAUCUUUAGAAAGAGGGGAUCAGAUUAUCGGUGAAUCUGAAUCAUAUAGUAGGAGAUUAAAUUAGGGUGAUUACAGUAUAGAGAUGAGUCUGUGGUGGCUUUUUCUUCCACAAUCCCUAAAUGCUCGGUGUAGUGUUAGAAACAUUAUACACGAGCAGUUACUAUGAUUCAGCCUCAACCACAAAUCACACUUUGAUGAUGGGGUCAUUGACUUUUGUUCUUAUGCAAUAUCUUAUUAGGAAGAGUUAAUAAACAUGUUAAAAUUAUGGCAUAUUAAAGAAUUUGUUAAAUGGUUUUAACUGGUUGAAUGGUUAUGCUGUCUCAUGCGUUUAAUGUAAUCUGCAACCUUGGGGGAAUGAAGUGCUAAUGUCAAGAUUUAUAUGUUGAUGACCCAUGAGAAAAACAUCAAGAAAUCUUGAAAAUGCCAGUGGAAACCUGAAUGAACUUAGAUGCAAGAUCCUGUUCUUUAAUCAUAUCGGUAUGUCACCUUAUGGUCCAAGGUCUUUGUUUCCUCUUGCAUCUAUGUGGUCAGCUCUGUCUUUGUCAGUUAUUUCUCUGAAUAGCAAAAUAAAAGCGUUGAGCAUCCUG